This is a messenger RNA of Orussus abietinus, 5627 nucleotides long. RefSeq names its product GATA-binding factor A. Gene Ontology annotation, molecular function: zinc ion binding; DNA-binding transcription factor activity, RNA polymerase II-specific; RNA polymerase II cis-regulatory region sequence-specific DNA binding. The record is from RefSeq and is a predicted model, not a curated record. NCBI's taxonomy places the organism in Eukaryota, Metazoa, Arthropoda, Insecta, Hymenoptera, Orussidae. The transcript has 8 exons. Gene Ontology annotation, biological process: positive regulation of transcription by RNA polymerase II; negative regulation of transcription by RNA polymerase II; cell fate commitment. The coding region runs from base 2075 to 3295 and encodes 406 amino acids.
AAACAUCCUAAUGUUAUCAGAAUCGUGAUUUUCUAGUAAAACUUAUCCGUUUAGUCUAAUUUUUCUCCGGAUAUUGUAAUUGCGUAUUAAAAUUUCAUUUAGUUCCGCGGAAUAUCGUUUGGAACGGUCGCUAAUUGAAGUGAUAAAAAAUGAGAAGAAAAGAGGACGUCGCAUUUCGGGGGCGACAUGAAGAUGAGGAUAAAGAGGAAGACGAAGACGAAGAAGACUUCUCGCGGUCCAUCCAAAUUCUUUCCGGCUUCUAGUCCCGUAGGAGGUCGACAGCCUUUGCAGACCGAGAGGCGUGGGCGCCGUUUCCCCGCCGACUUCUACCGCUAAGAGAACGCCCAUCUCGUUCGCCAGCCGGUACCGGUCCCUCCUCCUCGUUUGGUGAGCGUCCGGGGCAGUUCCAGAGACGCAGUCAUCGACUGUGCACCACGUCCUGGCAGUCCUUGCGCGGUCCUGGGAUCCCUGAUACCGUCCGAGCUCCGCCGGGCCCGGUCGCGCUCCCGGACAAGUUCCCAGAUCUUCUCGUUGAUCCGCGACCAAGACGGGUGGUACCCUCCACCCUCUGCUCCAGUGACCCGAGGAGCAUCCUUCUACCAUUCGACUCCAAGUGAAGUAUAUCGCGAGUUGAGGACUUUGGGAGCUGGACGCAUCCGGGGUAUUGGAACGGUCAUCCCGAUCGUUUCCACGGUGGAUUUGUCGAGAGGGUCCGUUGAGAACGGUGGAUUCUGGAUUUGGACCCUGGAUCGAGUUGGAGGACCUAGAGGUAUCCUCGUGGAGGACCGGACGGUCUAGGGACUCCUGGAUACUUGACGCGGUUUCGGUGCAAUUUUUCAAGAAGCUUGGGAUCUCUCAAGAUAAGUGGAGGAUCCGGUGAGGACGGUGCAUCGAAUCUGGAUCUGGACCCUGGAUCGAGAUAGAGGUUCCCAGGUGUCAAGAGACUCCUCGUGGAAGGCCUUGAUUGUUCCUCCCCGUUGCCAACGGGUGCAAGCAUCGUGUCGCUGUUGAAACCCCUCCACGAGGACGGAAGAGCGUCGUUCCCUUGCACGUACCUUUGGGAUUGGAUGAUCCAAGUGCGGUGUCGUGGAAUUAAUGAAACUUAACCAAUGGGACACGAAGUAUAUCCCGGAGUAGGGAAAAGCGUGUCAGCUCGCGGUGUAUGACAUUCCACGGAAGUCUGAAGACGUAGGUCGAAGGACGCCUACGCGAUACCUGGACGAAACUGAGCUGGGGAGUGAACCGGGAACUCGGGGACCCUCGUCUAGUCGUGGACGCCAACGGUUGUCGGGUGUCCUCGGAAAGGCCGGGUUACGGGGAAGGAUAAAGGACCCUGACGCUGCCGUCGCCCGUCCAGACGUCACCCGUCAUCCGUCAACGAAGCACGUGGUCGACUUCGGAGGAAACGUCAGCGUUUACUCUGGUCUGAGCAGCGGGGGUUCGGGGAACACCCUCUCCUGGACGAACCGAAAAAAAAAAAAAAAACUCUGAAAGUACUCCGCGGAAGAGGAGCUGCAAUCAAAGCCAGAGGUGUUGAACCGGUGACGGUGAACACAACGGCCGUGCCGUCGCCUACACGAGGACUCGUUUUGCAAUUUUCGUGUUUUACGUCCAACCAAACUCCCAGCACGGCGUUUCAAAAUACGCGCGGCAAAGCGUGCAAACACGAACACUGAACCCGAGUCUUUGACGUUAUACCCGGAUGAACGCCGCCGCGGUGAAAUUCUCUCAAGAGGAGUCCGAAGGCCUCCGAUCAGCAUUGUCGGGAGUUCGUCCUAGGAUCAAUCGUCAGGAGUUCGUCCUAUAACUUCGGAACCACGUGGCGACAACUACCGUCGGCAGGUUUCCGCACGCGAUUCCCGGCCACCUCCGCGGAAGGAGUCAACCCGACCCUUUGUCGUCUCUCCCGUCUUUCAAGAUCGAGUACCGUGAAGUUGGCCAGCACCGAGGGGAGAACCUCUGAUCGACGGCGACCGGGACGUUGUCGUGAGAGAAGCGGUCGAGGGAAGAACCCGAGGAGGGACACAAGAGGCGACAAGGCGCGCAAAUGACGUGGUUGUAGCUCUCGAGGAGGAUGUUCCACGGGACCGGAAGCGGCGGGUACGGCGCAGGUUCCGACUACCAGCAGCAAUCCCAACAACAGCAGCAACAACACGGCCAACAAUUGCAGGCCCCGGUGUACGUUCCUUCGUCCAGGCCGACCAUUCCUUCGGCAGCCACGGCCCAGUACCAUUCCUUUCCCGGCUCGCCUUCACCCGCGUGGGAGAAGACGGCUUCGUGGCAACAUGGCGUCGAUACUUACGCGGCCCACCACGCGCUCGCCGGUCACACGGGGAGCUCUGCUGGAGGCAUGGGACCUCAUACGGGGCACUCCCACCCCCAUGCCGGUCACCCGCAUACUGGCCACCCUCACUCGAGCCUCGCCGCGGCCGCGGCUGCGCCCUUCUAUGCGCAGAACGUCGCGAUGAUGUCCUCUUGGCGCGCAUACGACGGCGCGGGCUUCCAGCGUGCUUCACCAUACGACACCGCGAUGGACUUCCAAUUCGGUGAGGGCAGAGAAUGCGUGAAUUGUGGUGCCAUUUCAACUCCACUUUGGCGAAGGGAUGGCACCGGCCAUUAUCUGUGCAAUGCUUGCGGUCUUUAUCACAAAAUGAACGGCAUGAACCGUCCUCUUAUCAAGCCCUCAAAACGCCUGAUCUCCGAAUUGCAGACGGCUACACGACGGCUCGGGCUUUGCUGCACGAAUUGUGGCACCAGGACCACAACACUGUGGAGGCGCAACAACGAAGGCGAGCCGGUUUGCAAUGCCUGCGGCUUGUACUUCAAACUUCACGGAGUGAAUAGACCGCUGACGAUGAGGAAGGACGGAAUUCAGACGCGGAAACGCAAGCCGAAAAAGACUCCGGAACCGAGCGCGAGGACCAACACCGGGGAACACGAAACCAACGCGUCGUCGACGUCGUCACCCCCGAAUGAGUUGAAGAACAGCCAGCAGCAGCAUCAGCUGGAGGUGGCGAAGUCCUCGAAUUCUUCGACCUCGACCUCGGCAGAUCGAUCGGUGUACCUAGGUCAUACAUCUUUACUGGCCAGUGGAAGUGUCCCUACCGUCAAAACGGAGCCGCGAAGCUGCGACGGAAUCGUCGGCCAACCUUACGGCUCGUUUUACCAGCAUCCUCAUCAGCUGGGGACCCCAACGAGCGAACAUCAGCAGCAGAACUACUACAGCUCCCAGGAAGCACCGUACCACCAUCAGCACCACGUAACCGCGGCCGCGAAGCUUCUGGCAUCGACGUAAAGACAUCCCCAAAGUGUCUGGUAAGCAUGAUAAGGUUCUCCCGGAGGCUUGAUAACGUGAAACGCCCCCUUGAAAAGAACUUUAAAAAGACCAGGGGAUGUGGACCUUCUCAAAGAAGUCCACAUCAAAAGGAUCUUUUCCGACGAUGGGCUUAUCAUCCGGGUACUUGGACAAUGAUUAACGGCAAGAUCAAGGGAGCUGGAGGACUCGAUGUCCCGAGCACUUAACCAACAGGGAUCAUGAACGCGAUCUUUUGAACCUUUGGUCCGAACCUUGGGAUUUGAGUAUUAACUUGUCACGUACAACGGAUUGCUUGCAGUGAAUAUCCCCGCUUAGAAGUUUAACGUAAUGAGUCGUUGAAUCCACUGAACCUAAUUAAUAUACUUGGACGCCCUAACAAAAGAGUAUCAAGGAUAGAAGUUGUCAUGAACCGUUUAACGCCAAAACGAAGACCGCAAACGAGAAAGAUCUCCCGAAAGCUCGUAUGAGAAUGAUAUCAUUCCCCGAUACCGAGGUUUACCCUGGACGAGAAAGUGGACGGUUGAUUAGGGCGAUUAACGAAGCUCCCGGGGUCUUCGAUUUCGCAAGAGCGGUAAUUAGGAGAUGCCGGUGGAGGCCGAUGAGAAAGCCCCGGAAACGUGGCCGAGGAAAGCGACUUUUUGGACCCCUGGGGACCCUGAGGUCGAUAAACGGACUUCCGUGAUCUCGUUUCCAUCCUCGAUCUCUCCGAGAGGGGCGAUCGGGCGAGCUUUUUGCGUUAAUUACAGGAGAGAAAGAAAAAGGGACUCCGGGACGAGCCGAGUGUCGCGUUAUCGGAACCCGUUCCUUACCGGCGGGACUCUAAGUGCUUACUCGAUGUGUGAUAUCGAUUUAAGUUAUUUAUGGCACUCUGUCUUUUCGGAUGGAGCCUGGAAAAGAAUAUUAAUGGUAAUCUCCGCGAGCGGCCACGUGUGGAGCUAGGUGGUGUAAGGGCGACUCGGAUUCUCGUGUCUCCACCUCUCGGAGCAUCUAAAUGUUCAUCUUAUACCCGCUGGUCAAAUGUAGGGUUCUUUAUGUCGCCGGAAUGCAAAUAUUCGACAACAAAGUGAACCCUCGUCCCGUUUGGACUCGCCGACUUUGCCAAAUGGAUUCGAAGAAAAAUGUAUUGCUGGGUACGAGUGCCUUCCCCAUAUUCAGUGUAUGAUCGUUAAGGUGGAGUGAAAUCGGUCGAGUCUAAUAACACACUUUUUUCCUUUUUUUUCUUUUCUUUUUAAGGGUAUCGCCCAGUCGAUUCAAAUGACACUGUUUCUUUUGUGUGCUCAAUCGUUCAUUCAAUCGAAUAUCUGAAUUCUGCCAGUCCUAGUCAGGAACAGGUGCGGGGAUAAGUAUCGAAAAGCAAUUGUUCGGUACCUGUCCUCGGUACGGAGGGACGGUAAUCCCGAUUCGAAUCGACGAGAACAUUGACAAUUAAUCGAGAUUCUCGAGUCAGCCUUAAGGUAGCUACACGCGUAACGAUAAAUCGCGGCGAUUUGUUUGCGCCGUUAAGGGGAUGCGAAAGUCGUAUCCGAGUGGUCUGUCGUUCUUGUAGCUUUUCUCCAAAAUGGGUGUACCGAAUUGUUUCGCACUUUACAACGUGAAUAUGGAGGCUACAAGGAAGAUCCUGAUUCCUUAUCGCAGAUGUGCAGAUACACCGCAGCGAUAUAUCGUUACAUGUCACCUUUGAGGGUACACCUCUACGUACUUAAUAUGACUACACACGUAAUGAUAAGCCAUAUCGAUUCAUAUCCCGUGCAAUUAAUUCGAAUUCCACUGUGACGCCUCUUAGUUAAAUCUAUGUAGAUCGGUUUGCGCAGAUUUAUCUCAACGAUUUAUUGUUACAUGUAUAGUCACUUUAUGAUAGAUCAAUGCGAAAGGAUCAAUCUAAGCUGGACAGUUCCUAAAAAGCCAGGGGAAGAUUAGUUAUCAUCUCGCGUUCACUAUUUCGGUAUCUACCCCAAUUUAACACCAAUUGCGAUCGUCAACUUAAACGAGUACGUCAUUGUAAAUAGCGUCGAGUGCGCAUUUAGCGAGCCUAGAGAUAUAUCCGACUUGAUCGAGUAGGGUCACUAUUAAUUUUUAUGGAUUUAUUAUUAAUAAAAGGAGGACGCACGCACGCACAAGGUAACCCCACUCGUGUACUUAUGCAAUAAAGUUUCGUUUCGACGAAGUGAAAUCCGAGUUGCUUGGAUCGCUCGAGAGGCUCUUUUGUGGACUGUGUCAACAUUGUUAAUACAAGGAGAAACCCCGCCCUGGUCACGUUGAUUUAACCCCCCAUGACGACUACCCUUCCACCUCCACCUUAGGAAAAUCACCU